AUGGAGGAGGCGGUGGUGAAGCAGGGAGAGAUUUACCUGCAGCUCCAGCAAACCUUCGGGAAGAAAUGGAAGAAGUUCUGGGCCGUGCUGUACCGGGAGAGCUCCUGCUCCACGGCGCGCCUGGAGCUGCAGGAGGGCGCGGAGCGGCCGCGCAGGGCCGAGGGCGGCCGGCGCCUGGUCCGGCUCAGCGACUGCGUCCACGUGGCCGAGGCGCUCGGCGACGCCGCGGCCUGUCCCCGGGACACCGUCCCCUUCCUGCUGGAGACCACGGAGCGCCGCUUCCUGCUGGCCGCCGCCGCCGCCGAGGCGGCCGAAUGGAUCCGGCGGCUGUGCGAGCUGGCGUUCCCGAGGAGCCGGGAGGAGCCGGGAGCGGCCAAGGAGAGCACCACGAGGGAGCGCGAGAUCUCCAUGGAGGAAAAUUCCCUGUACAGCUCUCAGGGCAGAGCCGGCCCGGAGCAGGCGUUCGAGGUGACGGUGCGGGCGACGCCGUCGUCGCAGCGCUGCCGCCUGCGCGGCCGCUGCGUCCUCCUGGCGGGCUCGGAGGCCCUGGAGCUGCGGCACCCGCAGAGCCAGGAGCUGCUGCUGCGCUGGCCCUACCGCUUCCUGCGCCGCUUCGGCCGCGACAAGGUGACCUUCUCCUUCGAGGCCGGCCGGCGCUGCGCGUCCGGAGAGGGAAACUUCGAGUUCGACACCAGGCAAGGCAACGAGAUCUUCCAGGCCAUCGAGGCGGCCAUCGAGGCGCAGCGAGGCCGCGGGGCCCGGGGGCCGGAGCCCGCGGGCGUCCCCGGCGAGGGCAAAGGGCCCGAGGCCAAGCCGGCGACGGCCCCCGGGGCCGGGGAGCCCUCGGGGCCGCCGCGGGGCGCGGAUUUUCCCUACGCCGAGCCCCGCGAUUCCCUGCGCCGCGGGAACGCGCCCGAGCGGGGCCGGAGGCCGGAGGGCGCCGAGGUGGAGUGCGAGUACGCCGUCCCCUUCGACGCCAUCGCCAAGUCCUUCCCGGGCCGGCAGCCGGGCUGUCCCCAGGAGGGGCUCCCCGAGCCGCCGAGCGUCCCCGGGGAUGCCGGAGCGGGUCAGCGGCCCCCCGGCCGCCCCACGGCGCCCAAACCCGAGCACAUCUACGACGAGCCCGAGGGUCUCUCGGCGCUGUCGCUGUACGACGAGCCCGAGGAGGUGAAGGGGGAGGCGUGGAGGCUGCAGGCCGCCCCCGAGGAGCCCCCCGGGCUCGGGUGUCCCUACGACGCCCAGCGCGACGACUACGCCGUCCCCAAAAGGCGCUUCCUGCUGCAGGGCAAGGAGUGGCUGGGCCGCUGCGACUACGACAACGUGGCCCUGAAGGUGGCCAAGAAGAGGAACCUGCAGUGAGCGGGGGGAGAGGAGGAGACCCCCAAAUCCCCCGGAUGGAUUUUACU
Hirundo rustica (Barn swallow) is the source of this 1406-nucleotide messenger RNA. RefSeq names its product docking protein 2 (gene DOK2). The coding region runs from base 1 to 1359 and encodes 452 amino acids. Gene Ontology annotation, biological process: cell surface receptor protein tyrosine kinase signaling pathway; positive regulation of MAPK cascade. Gene Ontology annotation, cellular component: cytoplasm. Lineage: Eukaryota; Metazoa; Chordata; Aves; Passeriformes; Hirundinidae. The record is from RefSeq and is a predicted model, not a curated record. The transcript has 5 exons.